This is a messenger RNA of Porites lobata, 1278 nucleotides long. The record is from the annotation of a GenBank genome assembly. NCBI's taxonomy places the organism in Eukaryota, Metazoa, Cnidaria, Anthozoa, Scleractinia, Poritidae.
AUGAAUUCUCCUGAUUCGAGCAGCGUUCGAUUAAAGUGGAAAAGGUUCGUGUCCAUUCAUCGGAAGGAUUUCAACACAGUGGGAAAAUUUGCUGUGUGCUCGGAGCAUUUUACAAGGGAUUGUUAUACGCUUGCUUUUCCGAUGAAAGGCAUGAAAAGGAAUUGGAAGAAGGGGACGUUUCCAACCAUUUGGAAAAAAUCCUCUCAAACACUAUCAAAGCGGAGUCGACGAUCGGUGAGUGAAAUUACAAUGUAUUUGCGCUGUGCUUAUCACUAUUAUAUUUAUUUCCCCAUUUACCUGUGACAUGAUUUUUUCUGGCAUCGUUGUUCAAUAUGAAUGCUCUGACUAUUUGGACUUCCCAUAUUGUUGCAUGUGUUUUCAUACUUUUCUGCUUUCUUCUUAUAGUUAUAGUAAAACGGGAGUUUGCGCUGAGUGGACGUGAAGUCAAUUCCCCAAUUCCCAGACCUUUCCACUCAAGCGUAAAAUUUAGAAAAAGUGAAGCUACAUAGAAAUCCGGCUCUCUAUUUUUUGAGAGAUUAUCUUGCUGUUACUUUGAGAUUUGACAGUACUCCAAACUUCCCUCCAAGAAAUCUUACAGCAAAUUAGGAGUUACACGCGAGUCUUUUAAAACGACCAAAAAUGGACUUAGUCUGAUUUCUACAUUCUAUAAGUUCAGUUACUGUUUGCGGUUUUUUUUUCGUUUGUAUUUUAAUUCUAUUUUCACUGUCUGCAAAUGAUGCGUACAUUUUAAGGCAAAGAUGCAGUUAAACCUUGCUUCCAGUUCUACUUUUGAAAACAUCGACAUAAAGCUCAAAUUUAAACGUGUUUUGAAGGGGAGAUAUAAAAAAUGGUCGUACCUAUUUUCAUUUUUAGCUGCUAAAUGAAAUUCUGGCUGGUCAAACUGCUAAUAAGGAUACAGAGGAAGAAGACAAUCCUGAAGAAGAGGUGAUCUCUUUGAAAGGAAGUUCUGCACCUGAGGAGAGUGCUGACACUAUGGGGGCUCCCAAUCUCAACCCUGAGGAGUCUCUAGAAGUCGAGGGUGUUCUGAACACAAGUCAGGGUUCUUUGCUUGAGGUAAAAAAGGAGGACUGCAUCCCUGAGACUGAGACGGGUGAGAUAAGUGUUGAUGCUGAGAUGGCUUCAGAGGUCCUAGGUACUCCUGGUGAUAAGACAACUCUCGAGAGCCAAGGGUUUUCUGGCACUGAUGAUGUUACUGAGACCAUGCAGAUCCUGGAGGCUCAGGGAAUCGAAAAAGUGCAGGAUAUGGAUAAGUUAUGA